Rotaria sp. Silwood1 is the source of this 711-nucleotide messenger RNA. The record is from the annotation of a GenBank genome assembly. NCBI's taxonomy places the organism in Eukaryota, Metazoa, Rotifera, Eurotatoria, Philodinida, Philodinidae.
AUGACUGCUGCUAUUACUAUUAUCAUCAAAGUUUGGGUAAAGGUCGGCAAUAAUGAACCAGAAAAAGUGGAAAUUCGAUCCGAUUCGGAUAUUGAUGACUUAAAAAAUGAAUUGUUCAAUAGAAACAAAGAAGAAAAACGAAAGUACUACGGAAUAUUUAAUAAUACAAGAUUAUCAUCUUCGUCAAGGGUACCACAUGAGACUACUAGUGAAAAUCCAAUUUUAUUCGUUAAAAUUGAUGAGAAUGAUCGAGAAAACGACAACGAUGAAGAAGAUAUUUUUCAAGUGACUGCUGAUGACCUAUCUGCAGUACCCAAUGGAGAACUGACAGCUACCACGCCAGUUACAGCUCUGACACAAAAUGUAAACGAGAUCACACUACCAAAUAUUCCUUCUAUGACUACUACUACUCCUAUUAAUAAUACUACUGUCAGUUACUUACCGCCGCAUUUAAUAGAUACAAUACAUUAUAAGAACGGAGACAAAUAUACUGGUGAAAUCAAUGAGAAAAGAGAACCAAAUGGUAAAGGAACAAUGUGUUGGAAGAACGGGCGUCGCUAUGAAGGACAAUGGACGAAUGGUAAGAAAAAUGGACAAGGUAUUGAAUAUGGUGCAAAUGGUCAAGUAAAUUUGAAUGGAGAAUGGAAGGAUGAUGUAUUUGUGUCUGUGUACAAUAGUGAUGAUCGAAGACGAACAUUAGAUGAGAUAUGA